This is a messenger RNA of Neurospora tetrasperma FGSC 2508, 2393 nucleotides long. RefSeq lists its product as uncharacterized. Bases 1 to 1980 code for a protein of 659 amino acids. The transcript is spliced from 4 exons. Lineage: Eukaryota; Fungi; Ascomycota; Sordariomycetes; Sordariales; Sordariaceae. The record is from RefSeq and is a predicted model, not a curated record.
AUGGCUGACGACGACUCUUCCGAUCUUUCAUCCAUCUCAUCGCUAUCGGCCCCUCCGACCGAUGAUGAAGCCGACAUCCAGGUGGAACGCCAUCAGGGCAUCUUGAAAUUCUUCCACAAAGUCGACAAAAACCCGGCCUUGAACCCACCCAGGGAGACAACGCCACCGCGACGCAAGAGAGAGCCUUCCCCCCCUCAUGAAUACGUUUUAGCCGAUAAUCCUGAUAUUGCCUUCAUUGUUAUGUUCCGUUCCCGAUUCACCGAAGCGUUUCCGAAAAGCCUGGCCAAUUUCGGACCCCAAGAGCUGGAGCGUGACGUGGUCGAGACUAUCCCAGGCGAGCGCGUCGAAAACUUUCUCUGCGCGCUGCUUGGCCUUUUGCUUAAUCGCAAACAGGACGUCAAAGCCGGUCAUUAUGGACGCGCCCUCGAAGAAGCUAUUCAGUCGCACAAGAGUCAAUGGGCAAAGGAGUGGGAGGGUCAGAACCCUCUUGCUGGAGGUGCCACCUUUACCUCCAUGACCCCAGUACAACGGCUUGCUCUCCUACGCACGCUGAUCCAUUGGUCCCUUGCGUCCUCCGAGGUCGUCAAAACUAUGAUCAAUAAAAACUACAGGACCCGCCACGAAGACGAUUUGAAUGUCGGUGUCAGUGUCCAACCUUGGGGAACCGACGGCGACAAACGGAGAUACUACCUGAUCGAGGGUAACGACGACACGCAUUUCCGAGUAUAUAGGGAGAGCAAUCCCGCAGGGCACACACGAACAUGGUGGAGCGUUGCCGGUAACAUCGAAGAGCUGAAGCUGCUUGCCGAGAAGCUUGAAAAGAACGACGGAGGACCCAAGGCCCGAGCCCUGGCCAAGAGAAUCACCAAUAGCAUUCCGCGAUUCGAAGCAACCGAGGAGAAGCGCAGACGAAGAGAGUACCGGAUCAUGCGCAAGGAGCAAUUCAAGCGCCCGGAGCCCGGUCUUUCACUGUACGAGGGCCGCACCCGCGGCAAGCGCAUGAAGUACACCUUUUCGGACGACGAGGACGACUUCUAUACGGAUUCGACCGCGACCCGGCGGUCCGCCAGGAACACCAGGAACCACACCCCCGCCGAGCCCGCCGGCCCCAUCACCACCGCCAGCGGGCGGCAAGUAAGAGCACCCACCCGGUUCGAGACGACGGCCAGCAAUCCUGCCAGUGCCCAAGGCGACGAUGAUGUUGAGAUGACGGGAGGCGUCGCUGACGCGAAGAAUGGAGACCAAGUAGAGCUCACAGUUGGACCCACAGGCCGCCCGAGACGAUCAGCCGCCGUACAUCACAGCAUGAACGGAUGGAGCUCUGCCGCCACCACCACCAGUAAGAAGAAGCGCAGCAAGGACGAUGAAUACGAUUCCGAGGACGAGGACGAGGCUAGUGACGAACCGGACUUUGGCGACGAUGAGGAAGACGAGCAUGUCCCGGCCGCUGACGACGAAGAGGAGGACGAAGAGGACGAAGAGGAGUAUGAGGAAGAUGCAGACAUGGCGGACGAGGACGAUCUCGAUGAUGGUGGCGAUGCCAAGGAUGACGAUGAUCACGACAACAGCCUCGUGUUCAAGUUCCCCAUCCGCGUUGGCUUCGAUGAGAAUGCCAAAGUCACCAAAAUUGAUGGUCCGACCCCCUCGCCAACGAUUACUCACAAGCAUCCCCGGACGGCACACAGGAAUAUCGUGGUGAGCGAGCAGGCGAUUCCCGCACAGUCUCGAGGUCAGUCGGUCGGCGAUGGUAAGGAGAACGAUGUCCCCAUGGUGGACGCGGAUGAUGAGCCAGCAGCCAAGGAGGAGAUCGUUGCGAUCCCGCUCAAGAAAGCAACAGCCGAGCCCCUGGUUGAGAAAGGCGGUGGUGGUAUCAAACGUCCCUUAUCACCGCCCCCGGGCCUGGGUCCGCCCGGAGGACAGCAGGGUUUACCGAUUAGGAGCCCUGAGAAACCUCAACCUCAACAGCUUGUUGGCCUCUAAAUGAGCUGUUGACAAGUGUCAGAGCAUUUUCUGUUACGUAUGGGUAGCCACGGUUUAGUUUUCUGUACCCUUCUAUUGUUAGGUUAUGUUGGAAUUCAGUCACGGGUGAAGUAGGGAGUUCUGGGUGUACAAAACAUGGAUGAGCAGUAUCGCGAUGCACGAAACUAUGUUCUGUCAAUCAAGAUUACGUUAUGAUUCGCGACUAGGAAGAAAAAAAAGACAAGUGGAAGGGAUCAGUAGGCUUAGUUGUGGGUGAUAGUUUUCGAGUCUUCGUUACUUGGAAGCGAACAGAACUGACAUCUCUAACGAAAACUCGAAGGGGAGCUUCAGAGGGAACGGAGUAAGAAUGAAGUGUGUGCCACGCAAGACGGGUGAAGCAAUUAGACCAGCAAUUAUAUGGUUAUGAUAGCAUC